This is a messenger RNA of Neltuma alba, 1805 nucleotides long. RefSeq lists its product as uncharacterized. The coding region runs from base 173 to 994 and encodes 273 amino acids. Lineage: Eukaryota; Viridiplantae; Streptophyta; Magnoliopsida; Fabales; Fabaceae. The transcript is spliced from 7 exons. The record is from RefSeq and is a predicted model, not a curated record.
UCAUCUUCAAGAUCAAUAAUGCCCGUCGAUUUUUCCAAUAAUUUUUUUUUCACCAAAAAUAUAAUAUCCGUCGUUUGAGGCUGAGUCGGUGUCGUUCACAUUUUCAAAGUCGUCAUUUUUGGGUGUGCUGAUUGCUUCUGGUGCGAGUGUGAGGGAAGGAAAGGUAUUUGAAAUGGAAGAGGACCGCAAGGAAUCCUCGAAGAAACAAUCAUGCUAUCCUGGCGAUAUUGCAGAGUUGGAGGAAGCUGUGAAAGUGUUAGAUUCAUCUUUAACUCAGAUCAAAUGGCGCCUCAAGCCUUCUACCAGGCGCCGAUUAGAAUUAGAUAUUCUGGCCCUAUCCACAGGAAUGAGACCUGUUGUCAUGGUAGACUAUGGUGGAAAGAUGCCUGAGCUACAACAUCACCUUUGCUCACUCCUCAAACUUUGUCAAAAGCUGUCUCCCAUUUUUGAGUAUCUAAAGGCGAUGGUUAUACAAGAUAUGAUUUACUUGAUCCAUGUAAGAGGGUUAGCUGAGCAUGUUAGAUCAACUUUGAACUCGGAAGUAAAGUUGCUCUUUGUAGACCUUGAACAGGAACCUCCACAGAUGAUAAGAGAGGUAGAGCAAAGCCCAUUAGCAUUGCAACUCAUAUCAAUUCAGAAGUUGUUCUCAUCAAUAUUUACUCAUGAGGGAACAUGCAAUCUAUCAUCAUCUCAAGGCACAGAGCUUAUGGAUAAUUCCCCAUCCACUAGCAGUCAGAUUUUUUACUCUCAGUCUACUGAGUGCAUUGAUCUCAGUAAUUGCAUGGAGGACUCUAAAGUGACAAUACCAACCUUGAAUGGAUGGCUUCUAGGCUAUCCAGUGGUGUAUUUGUUCAGCAAGGAGCAUAUUGCUGAUGCUAUUUAUAAUCUUUCCACCAAAUAUCUCCACAUUUUCCAAGUAUCUAUCUGCAGGAAUAAUACUCUCAAGAAAGGAUCUCAAGCAGAAGAACUGUUAAGGUUUAGGAUUAUAAAGUAGUGCAUGCCUGGAACUGGGGGAGACUGAUGAUACCUAGGAGUGUUGAGCUACUCAUGAUUCAUGCAAUCAAGUUAUAUAUUUCUCCGUGCAGCAGAGAGUUGAAAUAAUUUUACCACCCAUUGAUCGUAUUAAAGAAAAAGAGGGAGGGCAUGAAGCCAGUCACGCCAUGGCUUUACUGUUGACUUAUAACUAUAACAUUUAGGGACUAGUUUAAAGAAUUAGGUUUAUACAUCACUGAUUACUUUUGUAUGGAUGGCGCAAUUCUGAGAGAAGAGCUUGCCGAGUAAAUUUCAUACAAAGCAAUAUUAUCAGAAAGCAUAUCUUUUGGUGUGCUUCUGACUUUGCUUGAGAAGGUGAUGUUAAAGCUCCACUCUGCGGCACAUAGACAAUGUAGAGUGGCUCUUACCUAGGGCUUUUAGAUCUGAAGUGUCAAGUUUUUAACAUCGAGAGCUUAUUUCAGGAAGUUCAUUCAUCAGUUGUUGGGACAUAGUCUUGUUGAAAUUGCAUGUUCAAUUUUUCUUCUUAAUUUUGACUGAGACACGAAAAUGAAGAGACUGCUUCCUGCAGGAAGAGGUUUGAAAUUCUGAUAUUAUUAUUUCAAUAAUCAAGUAUUGACAUUCUCAAUUUGUCUGAAUAGUUUUACGGUGCCUUAUGAUCUAAGCACAAGAGGGAGCAGUGAACAAUGGGUAGAGUGUUUUAUGGCUCACAUGCGAGCAAAGUGGGGCAGAUGUGCAUAUGCUUGGAAGUUCUUGAAGAUGGAGGUUGAUGAAUGCCAUCCUCAGGCUAUUGUGCUUUAGUUACGUUGUUGAUC